Molecule: messenger RNA, 1899 nt
Organism: Trichoderma harzianum CBS 226.95
Lineage: Eukaryota; Fungi; Ascomycota; Sordariomycetes; Hypocreales; Hypocreaceae
Exons: 5
Coding region: 1-1899 (632 amino acids)
Biological process (GO): transmembrane transport
Cellular component (GO): membrane
Molecular function (GO): myo-inositol:proton symporter activity
Source: RefSeq, a predicted model, not a curated record
AUGUCGGGAAUAUACGAAUCCAAGAGUGUCCAUGAGACCUCUAUGGAGAAGGGAGUCACCUACCACGAAGAACAAGACUAUUCCCAGAACCUCCAGGCGAAAAUUCGCAACCCCCUCAAGGGAAUUCCCCGAGAACAGCUUAUGAGCGAUGUCGAAGCCUUUGCUCAGCGCAAUGGCCUUCAGGAGCACACUCUUCUUCUCAAGAAGGGCGCGCUUAUUGCCCAGAACCCUGCUGAACCACAUGCCAUUGAUGGCGAGGAGAAGCUCACUGCACACGAAUUGAAUAUUCUGGAGCGCGAGGUCACUCACAAGUGGCACAUGCCCGCAAGACUCUUCCUCACCAUCGCAACAUGCUCCAUCGGUGCCGCUGUCCAGGGUUGGGAUCAGACCGGUAGCAACGGAGCUACCAUUUUCUGGCCCGAUGUCUAUGGCAUCGGUGACCAGAGCAUUACUCGCAACGCUAUUCUCGUCGGUCUCAUCAAUGCUGCUCCUUACAUUGGUAGCGCUUUCAUUGGCUGCUGGAUCUCUGAUCCUAUCAACAACCACUUCGGUCGACGUGGUGUCAUCUUCUUCGCUUCUCACUUCUGUAUCUGGCCCGUCAUCGGUUCUGCUUUCUGCCACAGCUGGGGACAACAGCUUGCCUGUCGAUUGCUCAUGGGAAUUGGCAUGGGUGCCAAGGCUUCAACGGUCCCUAUCUACGCUGCUGAGAACGCCCCGGCUUCCAUUCGAGGUGCUUUGGUCAUGUCAUGGCAAAUGUGGACUGCCUUUGGUAUUUUGCUCGGAAGUGCCUUUAACCUGGCCGUCUACCACGUAAAGGAUAUCAACUGGCGUCUGAUGCUUGGCGCGCCUUUCCUUCCCGCUGUCCCUCUUCUCUGCCUCAUCUACUUGUGCCCCGAAUCUCCCCGUUGGUACAUGAAGAAGGGUCGUUACGCUGAGGCCUGGAAGUCCCUUGUCGUUCUCCGCAACGACCCCAUCCAGGUGGCCCGAGACAUCUACUACAUCUCCGCCCAGCUGGACAUUGAGAAUGAGCUCGUUGGCAAGACCAACUACGUCACUCGAUUCACUCAGCUCUUCACCGUCCCCCGAAUUCGCCGUGCCAACCUGGCUGCCUUCACUGUCAUGCUUGCUCAGCAACUGUGCGGUAUCAACAUCAUUGCCUUCUACUCCACCACAGUCUUCGUCAAUGCUGGCUUCACCCAGUUCCGAGCCCUGAUCGGUUCAUUUGGCUUCGGUCUUGUCAACUGGGUCUUUGCUUUCCCCGCUUUCUGGACCAUUGAUACUUUUGGUCGUCGAAGCCUGCUGCUCUUCACCUUCCCCCAGAUGUUCUGGACUCUCUUGGCUGCUGGUCUCUGCACUUUGAUCUCUUCAGACCACAACGAGCUCAAAACUGGCCUCGUCAGUCUUUUCGUCUUCCUUUUCGGAGCCUUCUACUCUCCUGGUGAAGGCCCCGUUCCUUUCACCUACAGCGCUGAGGUUUAUCCCCUGUCUCACCGUGAGACUGGUAUGGGCUUCGCCGUCGCUACUUGCUUGUUCUGGGCUGCUGUGCUCAGUACCUCAUUCCCCUUCCUGCUCGAGAAACUCCAGACCGUUGGUGCAUUCGGCCUCUACGCUGGCUUCAACGUUGUCGCCUUCAUCAUGAUCUUCCUCUGGGUACCCGAGACUAUGCAGCGCACUCUCGAGGAGCUCGACUAUGUCUUUGCUGUGCCUGUUCGCACUUUCAUGAAGUACCAGCUCACCGUCGCCCUGCCCUGGUGGUUCAAGAAGUACGUCUUCUUCCAGUGGAGUGCUACCAAGCGACCGCUGUACGAGUUCGACAAUGUCGCUUCUGACCUGCGCCGGGCGUCUAUCCACCACGCCCCCACGGCUUCGUCGGAUGAUGAGAGCAAGCGGGCUAUGUAA